Messenger RNA from Rhineura floridana, 6115 nucleotides. RefSeq names its product cytidine monophosphate N-acetylneuraminic acid synthetase (gene CMAS). Lineage: Eukaryota; Metazoa; Chordata; Lepidosauria; Squamata; Rhineuridae. The coding region runs from base 61 to 1362 and encodes 433 amino acids. The transcript has 8 exons. The record is from RefSeq and is a predicted model, not a curated record. Gene Ontology annotation, molecular function: N-acylneuraminate cytidylyltransferase activity.
CGAAGAGGGGCGUGGCCUAGACGUGGCAGCUACCAGUUCCCCCAUCAAGAGAAGAGAAUUAUGGCUGCGGCCGCCGCGGACUCCUCUUCGGGCGAGCCUGCCUCUUCCCGGCCGUCCCUGCACAUGGCUGCGCUGGUACUGGCUCGCGGCGGCAGCAAAGGGAUCCCGCUGAAGAACAUUAAGCUCCUGGCCGGGGUCCCGCUGAUUGGCUGGGUGCUGAGGGCAGCCCUCGACUCGGGGGUCUUCCAGAGUGUGUGGGUUUCCACAGACCACGAUGAAAUUGAGAAAGUAGCCAAGCAGUUUGGGGCAAAAGUCCAUCGAAGAAGCUCAGAAGUGUCGAAAGACUCUUCUACCUCCCUGGAUGCCAUCAUAGAGUUCCUUCAGUAUCAUGAUGAGGUUGAUGUCAUAGGAAAUAUUCAAGCAACUUCCCCUUGUUUGCAUCCCACUGAUCUUAUCAGAGUGGCCAAAAUGAUCCAUGAGGAUGGCUUUGAUUCUGUCUUCUCUGUUGUAAGGCGGCAUCAAUUUCGAUGGAGUGAAAUAAAAAAAGGAGUAUGUGAAGUGACAGUACCUCAGAAUCUGAAUCCUGCCAAACGCCCCCGGCGACAGGACUGGGAUGGGGAACUCUAUGAAAAUGGUUCAUUCUACUUUGCCAAAAGGCCAUUGGUUGAAAAGGGAUAUUUGCAGGGUGGGAAAAUGGCUUAUUAUGAAAUGCGUGCCGAGCAUAGCGUGGAUAUAGAUGUUGACAUCGACUGGCCUAUUGCAGAGCAAAGAGUCCUGAGAUAUGGCUACUUCGGUAAAGAGACCCUGAAGGAGGUGAAGCUGUUAGUUUGUACCAUUGAUGGAUGCCUCACCACUGGUCACAUCUAUGUCUCGGGAGAUGAGAAAGAGAUUCUUUCGUACGACGUCAGGGAUGCUGUUGGCAUUCAUUUGCUUCAGAAAAGAGGUGUUGAGGUGCGGCUGAUCUCCGAGAGGGACUGCUCAUCUAAGACUCUCUCCGCCAUGAAGUUGGGCUGCGCUGCGGAAGUCAGCGUGGCCGACAAGCUGCAACUUGUAGAGAAAUGGAGGAAGGGAAUGGGACUGUGCUGGAAGGAAGUGGCGUACUUAGGAAAUGAAGAGUCUGAUGUUGAGUGCUUGAAGAAGGCUGGCAUGAGUGCUGUCCCUGCCAAUGGCUGCCCAGCUGCACAGAAAGCCACAAGCUACAUUUGUAAAUGUAACGGUGGCCGAGGCGCGAUCCGGGAGUUUGCAGAGCACAUAUUCCUCCUAAUGGAAAAGGUGAAUUCGGCCGAAAAGAAAGCUGUGAAGCUGCCACCACCACCCUUGGGGAAGAAGUCUCCUAAUCAUUCUUUAUCAUUUACUCACUGAUUGGUUUUUGACAUUUCAGGAAUCCCAAAAGGCAUUCUCAGGAAAAUUUUUAAAAAGCAUGGCGUUUUCAGGUGUUUAAAUAGAAUUGUUAUUUUUUUUCCUGUUGCAGUCCCAUGCUGGUGUAAAAAGCCAGUCAGAUCAAGCCAAUAUUGCCGUCAAUAUAGCUCAACAUUGGGAUUACUAAAACUUUAAGAAAAAGUGUGCGGCAUUUAUGCCUGCCCUUCUUAGAGGCCUGGUUUUUGACAAAUAGGUUUUAUCAAAAUACAUUUGGCCAAAUUCUGCACAAAAAUAGAACUAAUAGGAAGAGAUUAUUGGUGGUAGGUUUUUCUUUUUAAGUCAGCUGUAGGAUUGUAUGAAUGAUGCAUGCUGUUGUAUGAGGAGUUGGUUUGAUGGGCACAAGGGGGAAUUGUUUUAGAAGUCCAGUUCCUUCCAAGGAGCAGUCUUCUAGACAGGAAAAAGUCUGUCCUCUCCUUUCUAGUAGGAAUAUACACCCUCCACUGUGCAUAUCUCAAGUGUGGUGCAUCUGCAGCAAUAUAUGUCUAAGGACUCUCAAGUUUGCAAGAGACCAAAUCCCGCCCCGUUCCAGAUGGGACAGACAAAGGGGAAGUGUCCGUGGUUCAGUGACAGAUUGCAUGCUUCGUGUGCCAGAAAUCUGUGGCAUCUCCAGUUAAAAGGAUCGGGCAGCUGGUAUCGUAAAAGAGCCUGAGUCCCUCGGAUGAUGAUCCUGGGCUAGAUGUACACAGCAUCUGAAAUAAGGCACCUUCCUGCGAGGUCAGUGAUAUGAAGUUCAUCUUGAGCCACCCUCUGUUUGGUUCUGUCUCCAAGGUCAGCCAUCACCUUUUUGAACUUUGCCACCAAAUUUCUUCUACUGAUGUUGCACAUUCCUACCACCAGCCCAUAGACUGUUCUACCUUCUGAGCCUGGCCAUCAGAUUGGAUGCUGUGUUUCUCUACCCUAGGCCUUCUCUGUUAUUGGACAACCAGUUUUUCUGGAGUCUACCAUUUGGAGGAGAGGGCUUGCUUAUGAGAACAUUGCUCCCCUUAGGAACCCUUGUUGUUCCUGCCUCACCACACACUGAUGAAGGGAGAAGGGGUUGCAUGUUGGGUGCAGGCUAGGUUGAGCACUUAUCUCCAAGAUGCUGAUUCUGAAUUGGCAGGGGUUGGUUUAUUUAUUUAUUUCAGCAUGAGGGUCCAUUCAGACGUGCAACCACACACACUCACACACACCCCUCUGCAGCCAGAUGUCGUUCAGUCUGAGAAAUUUUUUCCCUCCUGUCUUUUGGGCUGAACUUAACAAGAGGAUAAGUUCUCAGAAACCACUGACAGUGCAAGGUGCUGCGCUUGUUCUAAAACUUCUUGAGGCAUCCACUAGCUGCUGUGCAUUCAAAGCUUGCAUGCCAGUCAACUAUGAUCUGGAAGGCUGUGCUUAUGUGCAAAUGCUGCACACGCGGAGACUUGGAUCCACCUCUACUUUAUGUUGUCCAAAGGCUGGUUUCAUAUUUAUACAUAGAUCCAAUAUGCACUGGAUGAAGAAUCUCCUUUGCCAUCUAUUUUUUUCUCAAAGUAGCCUUUGGGCAAAACUGGAUCUGUGGACGUGCUGAGCUGUCUUAUACCGAUUCAGGCUCUUGGUCCAGUAUUGACUGCUCAGUACUAUGGUACAGUCUGUUUACUGACCAAGAUCCAGGUCAGAGAUGGGGGAUCUCUGGCCUUCAGGUUGGUGUUGGACUCCAGCUCCACCAGCUCUGGCCAGUGGUCAAGGUUUAUUGGGAAAUGUAGUCGAGCAACAUUUGGGGUGGGGGCACAGGUUCCCAGAUCCCUGAUGUAGACGUGGUACAUAGAAAUCAUGAGUUUUCUCUCAAGGUAAUUGGACUUCCACAGUGUUGCAGUUAUUUGGUGCAACGUGGCAGCUUUAUCGAAAGAGAUGUUUUCUGCAGAGGGCAGUUUCUCCAUAUUAGUGUCUCCAAAUGAUAUAUCCUCUUAUUCCAUAAAUAUAACAGCUGUGCUGCUUUUUCCUUUUUUUAGACCACUUCAUACUGAUCAUGAUUAUUCUGUCCUAUUUGGUUUACAAUGUGCUUUAGGACUUUUAUUUUCCCUUCCACAAAUGUUUGGAGGAUGGUUACCACACCUCACUGAGAUUUUUUCCAUGAAUGCACGAGUAAUUAUUUCAUAGUAGAACUUUUCUAGUAAGCCAGGACUUGAUGAAUAGGAACAUUUGUUUUAUCUUUCUUUUACUACCUGCCCACGGCAUCAUUUAGGCCAGGAUAAGGAACAUCUGUGGUCCUCCAGAUGUUGCUGGACUCCCACCUCCCAUGAGCCCUAGCCAGCAUGGUCAGAGAUUACAGGAUAUGCCGUCCAGCAACAUCUGGGGGGCCACACUUCCCCAUCCUUGAUUUAGACCUGCAUCUCACAAAUUACAGGUGACUGGGCAAGCCUGUAUCUGGUCUCUACCACAUCAGAGUUCUGGUGGGGAUUCUCAUGGUGGAAUGCUCCCUCACUCUCAACAUGCCAAAAACAAAAUUCAUACAGAAAACUGGUCAAACAAGUGAAUUGGCCCGUGCUUUCAAUAAGAAGGGUUGUAUCCACCGUGAUACUAAGUUAAACUCACCUAGCAGUAUACGUGGUCCGCUGACGCAAUGCAUAAGUAGCUUGCUGGUAACUUUGUUGCAUCACAGCUUGCACAGUCUGUGGCACAGCAAGUUUCUGCUAGCACAGCUGUGGCAUUGGCUUCCUCUGUUGCACAGCAUUAAAACUCACCCGUCUGCUAGUACAAGAGCAGAGGACACUGGAUACAACCUUAACUCUUACAAGUCAGCCAGUUCACAUAUCGCAGCCACCCAGUGUUGCACACAAACCGUGGCUGACUGUGAAUGAGCCAUGUGCUGGUGCAUGCUGUUCAAAUGACACCAACUCAGCUCCUCCCUUGACCAACCAGGUAGGAAAGAAAAGUGCAGUGUUUGCUUCUCUCCAAACAAGUGCAAUUGGAGCAGCUUAUACCGGUACGCUGCUCAUUUAUGGGAAGCUACAGUUUGUUUUGUAACUCUGGCUUAUGAACCAGGCCAGUGAAUGUAAAAAUGCCAUCAACCUUCUCCUUUCCUCUCUCCAUGAUGAGGUCAGCCUUUUUACUUUGUCUUGAAGCAAUCUCUCAAUUUUCCACCAUCGGCCAAAUCCUUCCUUCCUCCAAGCUGCCUUCCACCCCAUCUUCCACCUCAUUCUUUGUUUCUCUCUCUGUGUCUCUGUACCCCUCUAGUCAUUGUUUUUAUUGUGCAUUCCUGAUGUGUUGCAUUCGUAUUGGUAUUGGGAUGGUAUGCGCAAUCCCACUUUCAGUACAGUUUGCACUUGCAAAGGUUUCGGGGCAUUUCCAGUCAGUGCAUGUGAUGAAGUCCUGUAACUCGUCAUACCACAAAUGUUCUGUUUAUUUAUUUAUUGCCCCACUUUUGUAGUGCUAUAGAGUGGUUCCCAAACCAUUUUUUUCCCCCCGUGGACCACUUGAAAAUCAGCGAAGGCCUCGUUCGGCCAGUUAAUGAUUUUUGGCCUGUUGUAACAAUUGUAAUGUGCUGUGUUGGAUGCUGUAUGAUUUUUUAUUCCUUCGUUUGUUUUUAUAUGUUGUGUUUUAUUGUAUCACACUUUGCGUUCCAUAGAAUUCAAAGGGUAAUGCAAUAAAAUCCAAUAUAAGAAAUGAAACGGUAAAAAUAGAAUUUAUAAAAAAAAUCAACAUGAAAAUUUAAUGUGAUGGAUGUGAUGUCUCCCAUCUUCAACCACAAAUCCACACACACCCCAUGGACCACCUCAAUGAAGCUCGCAGAUCUCCAGUGGUCCAUGGGCUACAGUGCAAGAGCCCCUUUCCACACAGCAACAGUGCAGUAACAUUGGGGAAGCAUCCCAGAACAACUAAUAAACGUGUGGACUAUCCAGUAUAAAUCCAUUACUAAUGCAUUAUUGUUGUAUCAAUGGCAUGUUGCAGAAUGCACCCACACACACACAAAAAAAAGUGUCCCAAACUUGUCAUCUUUCUAAAGGUGUUGCACUGGAAGGAAAAACCCACUACUGUAAUCAGAGUAUAUGCAAAUGAGUUAGUUUAUAUUUGCUUCUAGCACUGAUGGCUUUUCAACGAAUUUGGAAUAGCCUGGUAUGAAAUGGAGUGAAUUAAGGCCAGAUGGGAGGGGAGAGGAAUUGAUGGCCAUUUACUACCAAGGAACAGUCUUCCUUUCUCGUGAGUCCUCUGCAAUUAACGUGGGUCCUGGAUUAUCAGUUGUUGAUGAUUUUGCUAGUGGAAAGGUGGGCAAGGAAUUUACUUUGGAAUACUCGUGAAUGGAGGGUGGGGGGGGUACUAUUUCCUGAGGGUUGUAUUCAGAAAUUUGCCAGUUGCUAAGAAUUGCAGGUGGGGAGAACUCCCGUAUGGCUUGAGGGCUAUCCAUGCACAUCUGGUUGGCCACUAUGAGAACAGGAUGCUGGAUUAGGUGGGCCAGUAGCCUGAUCCAGCAGAGCUCUUCCCAAUCUCUUAAAUAUAGGACAUAUUUUUUCCAGUUGACAAGAUUCUGUUGUUAUUUUUGUUUAGUAAAUUUCUGGGGCUUAAAAAUAAAUGUAUACAAUACUGCUCAAUUGCUCUGCUGGCAAUACUGAUAGCAAAUAAUUUUUGGAAUUGAUUUGCCUUGUUGAUUAUUUAUAUGCUCACAUAAUGAGUUACCAAUGUUUAAAAGAAAUCUUCAUGAAAGUAGGCGUCACUUUUCUAUCCAAAAAUAAAAAGGGUAAAAACC